AUGAGUUUAAUUAAAUGUUGUACAGUUAAUCCAAAAAAGAAACAGCGAAAGUACGCCACUGAUUUAGUGACACCAGAUGCUGUUCGAUAUUUUUUAAAUGAUAAUCCUGAAUUUCUUGAAAGUUAUAUAUUAAAUCAUGUUAAUCAUAAUACAAUUGAACAAUGGAUAUGCAAAUUAAACCGACCAUCAAUAAGAAAUUCAGCAAACAAUAUAGAUACAAAUACCGCUUCAAAAUCAAAUGCUCAACGACUAUCGAUCACAACAGAAAAAUCAAUUAUAAAAUUAAGCGAACUUGGAGACAAACGACGUUUGUUAAACGAAUUAACAGAUGAUAUACAUCAAAAUGUAACCAAAGCUCAAAUACUAUAUGAAUUAGGCAAAUGUAUAUCACAAACUGUGGCAGCCGAUAACUUUAAUUUAUAUCUUGUUGAUGAAACCGGUGCUAGUAUGAGAGUAUACAAUGCUGAAAAUGAUGAAGAUAAUGCCGUUCAUUUUGCUCCAGUAAAAAUUGGAGUUGGUCAUUGUAUAGCAGGAUAUGUCGGCUAUACUAAAGAAACCGUACGAAUUAGCAAUAUGGCAAAUCUUUCUUCAAAAUAUCCGGAUGGAUUAUAUGUUGCAAACGGUAAUGUGACAUGUGUCAUGGCACAUCCACUAGUUAAUAAUAAUGGACAGCUUCUUGGUGUUGUUGAAUUUUACCGUGAAAACAGCGCAAGUUCGUUCACUAAUGAAGAUGAAGAGGUAAGUGCCUGA
Didymodactylos carnosus is the source of this 750-nucleotide messenger RNA. Lineage: Eukaryota; Metazoa; Rotifera; Eurotatoria; Philodinida; Philodinidae. The record is from the annotation of a GenBank genome assembly.